AAGUACCUUUUAAAGACCUAUAAUACAAUGCUGAGUGACAGUGAGGCUGACGACCUUCUAAAAUUCCUCCAGCUGGACAUCCGGGCAGAUGUUAAGGGCCAGGCCACAGAGUACGUCCUUGGCCUGACGGGGACACGAGAUGGCUGUUGUUACCUGCGGACGAAGCCGCUCUUCCUUAAGGCUUUGGUCACACUCACAGCAGAUCUCUCUAUCGCUAUUGUAAAGGACUGUUAUCAUGCCCUGGUCAACCUUUCAGCCGAUGAAAAACUUCACAAGCCCUUGAUAAAGGAGGCGGACAUUCUUACUGUGCUGGUGAGACACCUUGUGGACUCGCAGUAUGAGUUCUCUGACCGUGUCUGCACCAUCCUCACCAACCUGUCCAGGCAUAAAAAGACCUGUGUGGAGGUGUUCCAUGCACUGCAGGAGCAGAUUGGUCUGGCUAAAUUGGUUGAGAUCUUCUGCACUGAAUGUUUUAACAAAAAAGCAUCACUGCACUAUCUGGGACCCCUGCUGUCCAACUUCACGCAGCUGCCAGAGGCCAGGCAGUUCAUCCUGGAUAAAGAAAGGUGUGUUAUACAGAGGCUCGUGUCCUACACACAGUAUAAGGCAUCAGUUACCAGGCGGGGUGGAGUGGUGGGCACUCUCAGAAACUGCUGUUUUGACUACAAAUACCAUGAGUGGUUGUUGAGUGAUGCUGUGGAUAUUUUACCCUUCCUGCUGUUACCACUAGCUGGUCCAGAGGAGCUGUCUGAAGAGGAAAAUGAAGGUCUGCCUGUGGAUCUGCAGUACCUUCCUGAGGACAAAGCACGAGAAGAAGACCCAGACAUCCGUAAGAUGCUUAUUGAGACAUUACUGCUGCUUACAGCCACCAGAGUGGGACGACAGAUAAUGAAUAAGAAAAACGUCUAUCCCAUCAUGAGAGAGUUCCAUAAAUGGGAAAAGGAUCCAGUAGUGGUCUCCGCUUGUGAGAAACUUGUCCAGGUUCUGAUCGGGGAUGAGCCAGAGGCAGGGUUAGAAAACCUGAUGGAGGUUGAGAUCCCAGAGGAUGUAGAGCAGAAACUGAAGGACCAGGAUGUGAAAGAGCAGGAGCAAAUUGAGAAGGAGAAACAAGAGCAGCUCGCUGCGGAAGCCGAGAAGUGUCCAAACUCCUGUCCAGAAGGCCUGGAAAGAUAAAUGGCCAAAAGAAAAAUGGACGCAUUUUAAUCACAGACUCAUUUUAUUGACCCCAUAUACCAAAAAUGAAUUCUUAUAUCUGGGUUAUGGUUGCAGGGCUUCUUUAAAAAGAUUUCAAUGCAGAAGAUGAAUCUUUCAAUUUUAAAUCAGAAAGUAUGGUCCACUUUAUUUAAAUUAAUAUACAUUCAAUUCAGCAUUUCAGACCUGCAACACAUUCCAAUUCCAAAAAUGUUGGGACAGUAAAGCAUUUACCACUUUGGAAGGUUGCCAACUCCAAAUAUGUUUUGGCACCAAGGAUACCAAGUGUUUCAGGUGUUGUUUUGUCCCAUUCUUCCACAGAAGUGCCAUUUGUGAAUAUAACUUCAUACUGUAGUGCUUGACAAACAUUUAUGAAACAUGUAAUCUCUUGCCCAUGUGGUUAUAUCAGCUAUUGUUGAGUGGUGGUUCUUGAUUCAGUGCUGUCUAAGAGAUCGGAGAUCGCGGUGCAGCUUUGGCUUGCGCCCUUGGCCUAACAGUGAUGUUGGAUUAGAAUGCAUGGCUUGCAAUUUAGGGUUAAGUCAUCCUGAAAGUAUUCAGGGGGUUAAAUUGAGGGCUUUUUGCAGGGCACAAAAGUUUCUCUCUACCAAACUUUGUGUGCAGGGGGACAGUCAUUCUGGAACAAGAAAGGGCCUUUCCCAAACUGUAGCCUUAAAAUUCAAUGCCUGUAAUUUUAUCUAAUUUGAUUUGUACAUCUGUAAGCAAUGGGAAAGGCUAAAGCAUGUAAUCUUAAUAAUAAUCUUAAUAAUUUGGAGGAUGCCUACAUACUUUUGGCUAUUUGGUACAUCAUAUAAGCAGUAUUUAAAACUAGUGGUGAUUUGUUAAACCAACUGAAUGCAAUUUUGUCACGUGAUUAGUUUCAUUUGUGGGAUAAUAGUCAAUCCAACUUAAGUGAUAGUUGCUUAUUGUAAUACAAUUUAAAU
Trichomycterus rosablanca is the source of this 2132-nucleotide messenger RNA. RefSeq names its product HGH1 homolog (S. cerevisiae) (gene hgh1). The transcript has 6 exons. NCBI's taxonomy places the organism in Eukaryota, Metazoa, Chordata, Actinopteri, Siluriformes, Trichomycteridae. The coding region runs from base 28 to 1173 and encodes 381 amino acids. The record is from RefSeq and is a predicted model, not a curated record.